Messenger RNA from Fusarium redolens, 913 nucleotides. Its product is annotated as mitochondrial PGP phosphatase. The transcript is spliced from 3 exons. NCBI's taxonomy places the organism in Eukaryota, Fungi, Ascomycota, Sordariomycetes, Hypocreales, Nectriaceae. The record is from RefSeq and is a predicted model, not a curated record. Gene Ontology annotation, molecular function: phosphatidylglycerophosphatase activity. Bases 72 to 722 code for a protein of 216 amino acids.
CUUCACUUCACUUCCAACGACAUUAUUCACAUGCUCCUUUGACUUAGAGGAAUUCCAUAGACAACGGAACGAUGUUGAAUCUGAAUCUAUCAGCCUCAUUAAAUAUUACAAGGCUUAUAUUCAAGCCGAGUCUGUGCUUACCUCAUCACACAGUCUCAACUUUCAAUGACUUGCCGAUUCCUCUAGAAAAAGGCUUGCAAAAAGAUGGUCGAAAAGUAGAGAUCAAGGCUGUUGUUCUCGACAAAGAUGAUUGCUUUGCUUAUCCCGAUAGUAUUGAGGUGUAUGAAUCUUACAAGACUCACUUCGAAAAGUUAAGGUUGGCUUAUCCUGGUCGCAAGUUACUCGUGGUGUCAAAUACUGCUGGCGCAACAUCAUGGGAUAAGAAUUUGAAGCUAGCUGCAGAGGUCGGAGAGAAUACAGGAAUCACUGUGCUCUCGCACUCGGUCAAGAAGCCAGGAUGUGGCCAAGAGAUCAUGGAAUAUUUCAAAAAGCACCCAGAGACAGGAGUGACAGACCCUGCACACGUUGCGUUCGUUGGUGAUAGACUGACGACCGACAUGAUGCUUGCAAAUAUGACAGGCGGGUGGGGUUUUUGGGUCAGAGACGGAGUAAUACCUUUCGAAAAGAAGAGCAUCUUCUCGAGAUUGGAACGUCCUUUAGCUUCUUUCCUCUUUGCUAGGGGUAUUCGUGCUCCUGAACCCCGCAGCAUCUUUGAGGAGUAGCUAUGUCGGAAACUGUCGAAGGGAAAAGUCAGAGUCAAACGGCUCGUCUGAACUUCUCCGUUUACAUUGAAUCACAAUGGGAUCUGCUCUAUUGUCCUUCAUUCAGUACCGGCACCUGACCUUUCAUAAGCAUUAUCAUGGCUUAAACAGACAAUGCAAACGGGACUGAAUCACUCAUCUAUUGUCCUGAG